Molecule: messenger RNA, 2766 nt
Organism: Ylistrum balloti
Lineage: Eukaryota; Metazoa; Mollusca; Bivalvia; Pectinida; Pectinidae
Exons: 20
Coding region: 1-2766 (921 amino acids)
Cellular component (GO): membrane
Molecular function (GO): wide pore channel activity
Source: RefSeq, a predicted model, not a curated record
AUGCUAGCUGUUGUCUGCCUGCUAGCGGUGCUAUGUUCUACCUAUGCCGAAUCCGCUACCGCGUCAUACUUCGACAGUGCAGACCACUGCAAGCCAAUAUGUCCCUGUCUUAUGGAUGGAAUCUACCAUGAUCACGGGGACGAAUGGACACAGAAAGACAAGCCAUGUGUCAGAUACAAAUGUGAGGAUGGAUUUUAUCAACCAAUUUAUCAAGGUUGUGAUUACAAAGGUCAAUGCAAGGACGCCAACUCUACAUGGACGGAAAAGUGUAUGACAUACAGAUGUACAAAUUUUGAAACCUACAACGACUACACACUUAUAGAGGGAGGAUGUCGCGCGCAGGGCGAGUGCAAAAAGUUAAGUUCGUUUUGGCAUGAUGGCUGUUCGAUGUUUCAGUGUGUGGAGAAAGACGACGAACCCUUGUUCUACAUGCUCACUGAUGAGUUAAUGUACUGGCCGACCGGGAACUACAGUUUAUUAGAAACAGUUGGAGGAUGUCCUGUUGAUGUAAAGGAGGAAUGGAAAACAGGCUCUAGAUUUCAUAUGGGAGAUGGUCAGAAUUUUGUCUCCACACCCUUCAAUCUUCAUGGAAACUAUACAAAGAAGUUUUUCGAGCACAGAUUUUGUUCACAUGUUGGAAUGUCUGACACCACUCUCAUUCCUCGUUAUCAGACUUAUUGGGACCCAGGCCGGUAUUGUAUUAUGCGAUUGAACGGGAAUUGUCCAGAGGGUUUUCAUGAGGGGUAUGUCGAAAUGGAUGACUUGAAUGGUUUUGAACUUCUCAACUACGUCAAUGGAACCGUUCCGGAUGGCAAAUAUAAAACGAACACUGGGUUUGAUUUCUGUUGUCGUACAGAUGGGGAUAUAGAUACUCCAAUUAUAUUACCAAAAGAAUUACCCUUCGCACUGUUUAUGGCGUCUGAAGCGGACGACUGUCAGACUGUCCGAGGGAUGACCUACAAAAAAGAAUUUUUUGUAUUUGAUGAUGAGAAUGUUGACGUCAAUUUGAAGAAAACGGGCUCUACACCUGAAAUUAAAGACUGUGACAACAAUACCAUGAUGUACUUUUGCUUCUACACACCAUUGGACUGCGGCUGCAAGGAUAACGACGGGAACUUUAUAAAAACAGGAAGCAAGUUAACCACUGGUUGUGUGACUUACGAAUGCAAAGAGAUACAAAAUAUAGAGUACCUGGAGGUUUUUGAAGGCGGUUGUAGUGUCGGAGACAUCUGUAAGAAAGAAAAUGAGACGUGGAUAGAGACCCAGGGCGAGAAAUGCAAUCAGAAGAUAUGUCAUAGGGAUUUGGAUGAAAGGGGACAAACGAUCUUUGUCGUGAAAUCAAUUAAACUAGGAUGUCAGGAUGCUGAGCUAUGUCGUGAUCUAGGCUACAAAAAGGCACGCGGUUGUUACGUGUCGGAAUGUCGACUGCACCCUACAACGUAUAUGCCCUAUUUUUAUCUGCAAAAAGCUGGUUGCAGUGACGGAACAGGAGGUUGCAUCCCUAUAGGAACAACAUACACAAAGGACUGUAUCACGUACAGGUGUCGAAGGCAGACCUCUAGAUGUGGUAACGAGUUUGUAAAGGGAGCUUGUAAGUAUUAUGGCGAGUGCAAAGACCCCUUCAUGGCCUUCAAAGGGCACGGAUGUAACAUACUCCAAUGUAUGAUGGAAAAGAAUGGCACAUCGAUAAGAUUAUACGUAAAGACUUUUCUUUCUAUGUGUAGCUACAACAACCAGUGCUACAAAAUAGGCCAGACAGUCCAAGAUGGCUGCUUUUUGAGGAGAUGUAUGGCAGGUACCAAUGGAUAUGCCUGUCACAUGGGUCUCGACACAGGAGCUUGUGCUAUGGGCGACGGGACCUGUUUGAACGUAGGAGAUACAUACGAAGAUAGGAGACGCUGUGUUACCUAUUACUGCAAGCAGGAGCAACGAGGAUCAAGUUAUACGUUUUCUAAAACAAUCCAAAAAAUGGGUUGUUUGUUUCGUGGAACUUGUGUUCCGGAAGGAAGUUUUCAAAAUAAUUCUUGCUCCGAGUAUGUAUGCAGUGUAAAAAAGACGCCCGAUAAUAGGUACAGUGCCGCAAUGAAUCCUUACAAACGGGCAUGUAGAGACUACAAAGGGAAUUGUUUAGCCAUAGGAGAGUCCAUAGAGGAAAAUUGCAGCACGUACACGUGUGAUGACAACAAUCCAUCCCAUACUCCUGUUCUCAAGUUCGUCGCACAAAAAUGCAAAGAUAAUAACAGAGUGUGCAGGUCCAUUGGGACUGAAUGGAACGACGACAAAAGGUGUAUGGUGUUAAAAUGUGAUUCCUACAAGUUACCGAAUGGCAAGCAUGGUCUCCAAAUCACGCCUUCAAAAAUGGGUUGCAUGUACCGAGGAAUAUGUAGGCAAUCAGGCGAAGAGUGGGCGGCAGGGAACUGCCUUGUAAGGAAAUGUCUUGUUUCCUCUUCAAAUGGCCGUUACAGCAGAUCCAUCCAGACUAAAGCUGCAGGGUGUAAAGAUCCCAGCACUGGUUUGUGCAGAAAGCCUGGAGAAGAAUGGAAACAUGCCUUUAGAAAUGGAUGUGCCAUGCUUGUGUGUGUGACCUGUGAACGGGGAGGCUAUAAACCUAGCGUUGCUCAAUACUUAUGUAAGGAUGCAAGCGGGAAAUGCCGACACAUCGGAGAUAAAGGUUUCACAGUCAGUUAUAGAAACAGAUAUUAUAGUGGAUGCCAAUGUAAAGCUUCCGGUAUUCAUGCUAGAGUUUCUUGUGGCGGGAGAAAAUAA